CGGUGGAGACCUGCGGGGCUCAGAGCCCCCCCUCCGGGACCCCUGAGCACUUAUCUGUCAUCAUGUUUAUGAGGAGCCCGUCCCUCUGACCCGGGUCCCUCUCUUGGUGCGUCAUUACGCGCAGGUCUUGGAUACUUUACGCGUGGUUCCCUGCAGGAUUAUUGUUCAGAUGGAGCCCUCCCUCCCGGUGCUGCUGGUUCUGCUUCUGUCUCUGCCUGUCUCCACGAGUCAGCACUUCUUCCUGCUGCGGCCCAGCGACCUGAUGCCGGUCCUGGAGCUGCAGGAGGACCCGGACCCGGAGCUGGACCCCCGGGAGAAGGACCUGAACGAGACGGAGCUCCACAGCGCGCUGGGGAGGCACUUCGACCCGGAGAUGAUGUCCCUGUUUCCCCGGGAGGAGGACCAGGAGCAGGGGGUGCUGCCCAAAGAGCUCCAGGACCUGGAUCAGGACCUGGACUGGAAGCAGAAGAAGAAGAAGAAGAAGAAGAAGAAGCUGCGCCGGCGGCUCCAGCUGUGGGCGCGCACCGGCUGCCCGCUCGUGCCCACAUGGACCGACCUGGGCGCGCGCUUCUGGCCCCGGUACGUGCGCGUGGGCAGCUGCCGCCGACAGAGCUCGUGCUCGGUGCCGCGCGGCAUGUUCUGCAGGCCCGCGCGCUCCUCCAGCCUCACGGUGCUGCGGUGGCACUGCGUCACCAGGGGGGCGGGGCUAAGGUGCGCGUGGAUCCCCGUGAACUACCCCGUCAUAUCAGAGUGCAAGUGCGCGUGCCCCACCUGAAGAAAGACUCUGUGCCGAAACCAGACUUUUAUUAUUUUCUAUUUUCUAUGAAGAAGAGAGACUUC
Notothenia coriiceps (black rockcod) is the source of this 840-nucleotide messenger RNA. Its product is annotated as noggin-3-like. The coding region runs from base 170 to 775 and encodes 201 amino acids. The transcript has a single exon. Gene Ontology annotation, biological process: dorsal/ventral pattern formation; negative regulation of cell differentiation; osteoblast differentiation. Lineage: Eukaryota; Metazoa; Chordata; Actinopteri; Perciformes; Nototheniidae. The record is from RefSeq and is a predicted model, not a curated record.